Calidris pugnax (ruff) is the source of this 15424-nucleotide messenger RNA. It is a transcript of the gene RNF213, whose product is annotated as ring finger protein 213. Bases 208 to 15321 code for a protein of 5037 amino acids. Gene Ontology annotation, molecular function: ATP hydrolysis activity; ubiquitin-protein transferase activity. Gene Ontology annotation, biological process: ubiquitin-dependent protein catabolic process; sprouting angiogenesis; negative regulation of non-canonical Wnt signaling pathway. Gene Ontology annotation, cellular component: cytosol; membrane; nucleolus. The transcript has 65 exons. Lineage: Eukaryota; Metazoa; Chordata; Aves; Charadriiformes; Scolopacidae. The record is from RefSeq and is a predicted model, not a curated record.
UCGUCCCUGCUCGAGGGUGUAACAGCUCCAAGCGAUGGCUCAGAGCCCACACCUCAGUGUGUGGCUGGUGAUUCUUCUCAGAAGUCACGGAAGAAGAAAAGGAAGAAGAAGAAGAAGAAAGCAAAGAAGGGUUCUUCCAGCUCCCAGGAGCCAGACUCUCUGCCUCCUCUAAGCACAGCACCAGCUCAAACCACAGAAUUGCCUGAUAUGAGCGUUACUGCACAAGAAAUCCAAACCCCAGGUAGUGAAGCAGCCAAAGUGGGAGCUGAGGUACUUGCUGGUGAGAGUGGAGGAGCACGUGAAAGCAAGAAAGCAUUGGAUGACUUGGGAAAGGAAGAAGCUGGAAGCCUGGAAGCAGUUCCAGAAGGCAGUGAGAGCAGCGUAGAGGUGAUGACCCCCCCAAAGCAGAGCAGCACAGGUAACGUGGCUGCCCCAUCUCUAAGCUCUGCAGCCCCGAAGGAGGAGGUGACCAGUGAAAGUACCAGGAGUGAGGUGGAAGGGGGCAGUUGUGCCCCUGAUGCCGGCCAGUUUCCAGGAACCAGGAUGGAUUCCUGGUCCUCGGGCAGCAGUCAGAAGCUGCCCUCAACGGAGCAGAGAGCGGGUCUUCCCUCCACGUUGUCUCCUGAUAGGGGAGAGCCUAAAAGUAUGGCUGUGAUUCCUGGGGCUGGACAUCCCAGGCAAGAUGUAAAGGCUCCACCGGUGGACAGCAGCUCUCCAGCUGGGAAGGAGAAACAGGAGAGCAGGCAGAAAGCGAGCUGUUCGACGGCCAAGAGUGAAAGCACAAAGGAGGCAAAGACCUCGAGUGAGAAAGUGCAUGAAGUAACUGAGAAGACAAGUCAGACCAAAGGACCCGAGAUUUCUAGAAAUGGUGAUGCUUCAGCUGUAACAGAAAGUUACAAGGACAAAAAGCAACAAGGGACGCAGAAGCCUGCAGAGAAGAUUAAAGGAAGUUCUGUGAGCCCAAGUGAUGUUGUUACGGUAUAUUUCCAUGCAAUAUUGUCCAAAGACUUCAAGCUAAACCCUGAGGUCCAUAAAGUGUUCAUCAGGGGGCAAGGUGUUACUCCCUACGCAGACUGGAAGGACAACAUCUGCGAGCUGAGCUGCACCAAGCAUCUAGGAGAACACGGAUACCUCAUUGAAGGCACUGUAGCUCUCGCGAAAGAAAACAUGAAUAAAUGCAUUCCUUACAAAUAUUGGAUUUCCGGUGGUGAAAAGGAAUAUGAAUUUAUUUACAAGACUUCAGUAUCAAAUACUUAUGUGAAUCGCUGCUUAUUCAUAAAAAGCAGCUUGCUCAGCAAUGGAGAAUGGCAUCAGUACGAUGAUAUUGUGUGUAAGUCGUCCUUUGCGAAAAACUUGCGGAAGUAUAUUCCGUUUGGUAAGAACAAAGACGUGGUGAAAGGGAAGACAAUAGCUGCGAAUAUCAUGUUAGAAAAUAUCUUCAGCAUUCUUGGAACCUGGAGCCUCAACAAUUUGAGAAGCUUCCUCUGCCAGCUGAAACAGUUUUAUGUGGUUACCAAAGACCCCAAGGUGUAUGACGGCAGGGAGAUGCAAUGGACAGAGUUAGACUUUGGCACGCAGCAGGUGAAUGAUUUGCUGCGGGAUUACAUGACGAAAAUAGCUCUUCCUUUCCUUGCCCCAGAAGAUGCAAAAGCAUCGCAGGAGGACACAGUAAUUAAAAGUAAACUAGCUCUGGGGCUCACCAUUCUCACAGUACUGGAACAGUUUCAGCUGAUAGUCCCUGGAAAAGCCCUAGCUGGGCUGUGCAGCCUCUUGUGCUUGGAUAAGGAGUCACAACAGACCAUACAGGAUGAGCAUCAUCGAAUCACAAAGGUUUUUGAAGCAGCUACUAGUUUGAAGGCUCACCUGACAAACUUGUGCCAGAGAUGCAUUGAUUGCCAAGUAGACCAGUGGGUGUGGGUUCUCCCUCUUCUGCAUUUCCUUGAUGCUCCCUUUCGGCGUGAGCACUUGCCAAUGGAGGAAGAUACCUGGGCAGGGCUGGAAGGGCUUCCCUUUGCUGAAAGAAGGACGAAGCAGGGGGAGACCCUACUGCAACUAAUGAAAGACAAGAAAUACUUGAUGGAAUUUGAUAAGACUCUGGUCAAGUCCUGGAUGUGUGUGCUGCCCCUGGAGAGCCUAGUUGAAUUUAUCCGAUGCUUCUCCAGUGAUUUGUUAGUCACUCUUCAAGGAGUUUCUUACAGAUUAGAGAACAUUGACCUUCCAUGGCGAACUUAUGAGUAUGUAGAUCGUCUUCUAAAGGCACUGCUGUGUACCCUGGAUGAGAAACAGGCCAGAGCUCUGGAAGCUGGCUUUUGGCAAUCCUGCUUGACCUGUUGCCUCAAGAUACACAAGAGGGUCUGCAAGUGCCUGAAGCUGGGGAUGUGGUACACAAUUCCUGCCACUUCUGCCACGAUGGUUUCAAAGGUGGCCAAACUUCAGUCCCAAGCACAGCCUCCACGAGACACUGUGCAGGAGGCUCCAGUGGUAGAAGUAUUCAAGGAAGCUCUGAGAGAAACUCGAACCUGGUUCAGAUGUGCUUUAAGCAAAAAUUUAUUGAAAGAACACCUGCAGACUGUGACGUUCACUUUUUACUGGGAACUUCGGGCCUGGAAUGAGUUUUUGAAGAUUAGCUUUCCAGACGAGCAGUUCACCGAGACGUGGAAGGAGACUUUGCUUGUGGAUUUGGAGAGGAGGAUUCAGGAGGAGCCUCCAGUCAACCAAGUCUUAGUCUACUGCUGUCAGCACUUGGAAUUUGAACAAGUUGACUCUUCCAUUGGCUGGUGUUUCUGUAACUGUGCCACACAGGCUGUAGCCGUGGCUUGCCAGACGCAGAGCAAUCUCCUCGAGAAGAUACCGUCCUACAACAUGAGCCAGUUAAGCCAGCUUGUGUCAAUGAUCAUUGUGAAGUCCUGGCCGAUGAGGAACGGGCAGCCUGAGGAUGACUUUGAUACGAUUUUGCACCAUGUGCUUACGUGGCCUGACAUCAAACGUAUCUUCAGCUUUCAUGGAACAAACAGAGAGCUCCUAGAAAAACUUACAGAUGAAGCCAAGAACGUAAUGGCCACAGCAGACUCUGUGCUUACGAGUGUCACCAGUGACAUCCAGAAAGGGUGCAUCCUUGUGAAACAUCUGGAGGAGAUUUUCCAGCACAAGACACAGUUCCUCUGCAUCUGGGAGAUAAAGCACCAGCUCAGCAGCGACAAAGAACAGCUCCAACAACUGAAGGACUUGGUGCAGAGGAGGCAAGAAGAAGUAACGUUUCUCAGAAAUGAGAAAAAAGCCAUAGGAACCUUUCUGAACAUGUGCAGGAAGGCGCAGGCGUAUGUGAAAGUGGAUGUAGGUGAAGUGGAAUUUCAACACUUGGAAGAUCUUGGCUUAAAAAGACUAAAUACAGUUGUGAAUGUGGAUGAGAGACCCCAACAGACCUACUACAGUUUGAGCCCAGAGCUGAAAGAAUUUGCCCAGAAAAUGCACUCUUUUAAGGAUAGCCUGAUCUUCCAGCAGUUCUGGGAGGAAGCAGCACAGAAGGCAGGAGGGGCGUAUGAAAGCUCAGAAGAGGAGGAGGAGGAGGAGAAGGAGGAGGCCAACACUGCUGCUGUAUUGCACCUUAAUGAUGUUUUCAGGGGUCUAAUCUCCCCUUGUUUUAAGAGCUAUGAAAGGUUGUAUGGUGAUCUCAGAUCUGGAAAUCUCACACUUGCUGCAGUUGAUACAAUUUUCCGGGAAUUCAUAGUUCAUCCUGAAGAUAUCAAAACUGAACUAGAUACUGUAUGUGGGCUUGCACCUGAAGAAGGCAGAGACUGGGUGGAUCAGCGAUGUCAGCAGAUCCAGCAAUACCACGAAAUGCAUAUAACUUUUGAUGCUGCCAAGAUCAUUGCCAAUGUCAAAGAGAUUUUAAACCUCUCUGGUGACUUUGGUGUCCUGGAGAACUUGUUGGACAUAACAGAAAAGCUUGAAUCAUACAAGUCACAGAAGCUGAACUCCAUCAGCCCCGAGCUUGUGCAUGCCAAGAAACUGCUGCAGGGGAUCACUCCCAGCCGUCGGGAGUGCCUGGGGGAGCUGGCCCAGCAAAAGGAGUUCGUCUGCUGGGUCAGAGAAGCGCUGCAAGAUAUAAAUGAGCUGAAGGUGUUUGUAGACUUGGCCUCCAUCUCUGCUGGGGAGAAUGACAUGGAUGUGGACCGUGUGGCCUGUUUCCAUGAUACUGUGCACGGCUACUCUUCCCUGCUCUAUGAGCUUCGGCAAGACUCGGGGUUUGAGGACUUCAUGCACUGCUUGAUGAAGCUGUGGCGAGCCCUGGACAGCGAUGAGAACCUUCCCAAGAAACUGCGUGAUUCAGCUCAGCACUUGGAGUGGUUGAAAACAGUGAAAGAGAGCCAUGGGUCCGUGGAGCUGUCGUCACUGUCACUGGCAGCUGCCAUCAACAGCAGAGGAAUCUAUGUCCUCAGAGCACCGGCCGAUGGCCAGAAGGUUUCUCUGGACAGUGUCUUACGCUUCAUCCUCCCGGGGAGCUCUGGGGAUAACGAGGCAUCAUGGAAAUACUCUCUGGCAGAGCUCCGUGAGCUGCAGAACAAGCUGAUGCUCAUGUCAGCAAAGGGAGAGCAAGGCUUGGAGGUGGAGAAGUUCUCUGAGAUCUUUUCCAAUGUCCAAAGACUUGCCCAGGCCUUUAUAGAUCUUUAUUUAGCUGGAAACAUGCUUUUCCGCUCCUGGCUUGCCCAGGUGUAUUGUUCACCCAAAACUGACUCGUGUGUUCGUAUAAACUUCUCUUUGGGACUGAUCCCGGAGCUAAAAGGGCAAGGAGACAUGGCAGCUGUGCUCCCAGCCCUCUGCAAGACAAUGGAGAGUUUUCUGGAGAGGUGGAAAAGCUUCAUGUAUGAAAAACGACUCCAGCAUUUCUACCUGAACUACUACACUGCUGAGCAGCUGGUCUAUUUGUGCACACAACUGGGGCAGAGGACACCCAGCCAGGAGGCCCUGAUGAUGCUUUCAUUCCUGAAACACAACUGCACCAAGGAGGAUGUCCUUAGAGCCUCCAGCAACAAGGUGCCUCCCAGCUCAAGGAAGGCUAUUUCUGACUUCCAAGUGAUGCUGGAUGGGGAGAAGGAUCUGACCACCCAGCUCAAGUGCAUCUGGGAGUGCUACAUGAACAACAUGGGCUCCUUCCUUCCCAGCUGCCUGGACAUCGAUACGCUUGGUGAGUGGCUGAAGAAUCUGGCCAGCAGGGAGAGAGAUCGUGUCAUGCGGGACUUCCCCCAGGAUCUUCUGUUUGUUGAUCGGCCCAACCUCAUCACCUGCCCUCGCUCCGAGGUGCUCACCUCUGCUCUGGCUAUUUACAUGAACAGCCCCGACCAGCCCCUUCCCACUUUUGACGAGGUUCUCCUGUGCACUCCUCAGACCACUGCCGAGCAAGUGGGGCUCUUCCUCAGGAGGUGCCUCAUUCCUGGCUGUGCAGGAGGGAGGAUCUACACCAUGCUCUUCGCAGACGAGCUGAGCUACGACGUCAGCCGCAGAGCCGAGGAGCUCUUCCAGCGCCUGCAGCGCUACAACAACUGCAGCACCUAUCGCCUCAUCAUCCUCUGCAACUGCGAGAGGGAGCACAGCUACAUCCCCUCUGUCUUCAGCCAGUACAAGGUGCACAUGAUCCCCCAGAGGCCGUUAGCCGAGAUCCAGCGAUACCUUCAGCACCACUACAGGGUGGCUGCGCCUUCAGCCUCGGCUGCUUCUGUGUUCAAGGACAACAUGUGUGUUGGGAUCGUGGCCUCCAAAAGAGCUGGCGUGGGGAAAUCUCUAUAUGUGAAGAGGCUCCAUGAGAGACUGCAAGAAGAGCAGCCUGACUAUACAAAACUUCUGAAAACCAUCAGACUAAUUGAACCAGAAGUGGAUGAAGAUAAAGUAUUAAAAUCUCUGCUGCCUUUUCUGAAGAGAAAACACCAAACAAAGCCCAUGAUAUUCCAUUUUGAUAUCACCUCUUCAGUACAAAGUGGAAUUCCAGAGUUUCUGUUCAAGCUGUUGGUUUUGCAGUAUCUGACAGAUAAUAAUGGAAAUAUUUGGCUACGACAGAAGUGCCAUUUGUAUAUCAUCGAAAUCCUCGAGGUAUCACUGGUGCCAAACAAAGCAGCACGACACAAGUCGGUGAGCCAGAAGUAUAAUUUCCUUGAUGUUUUCCCUAAAGUAACGUGCAAAUCUCCCAAGGAAGUACUAGAAAUGGAGACACUUGGGAACCAGUCUGGGGACAUUUCAGAUCCAGGAAUGGACAAGGAGGAAUUUCACAGUGAGACUUUCCAGAGACCUUUCCAGUACCUGAAAAGAUAUGACCAGGGGCACAAUCUGGACACGUUCUAUUACAAAGAGGGCUCUGUGGAAGGGAGCCCAGCAGAAUGCCUGCAGCAGUUCCUCCUGCACUGCGGGGUCACAGACCCCUCCUGGUUAGAGCUCCGAAACUUCACAUGGUUUCUCAACGUUCAGUUGAAAGACUGUGAAGAUUCUGACUUUUGCAACCCUGACUUUAUCCAGGACACUUUGCUAGGAUUCAAAAACUUUGUUGUUGGCUUCAUGAUUUUAAUGGCAAGGGAUUUUGCAACACCUUCCCUAAACAUUUCUGAUCAGAGUUCAGGAAGGCAGUCCUCCAAUCUGGAGAAUGUUGCUGAAGAAGAUCUUCUUCCUUUCCGCAUUCGGAAAAAGUGGGAGUCUGAGCCUCAUCCAUAUUUGUUUUUCAAUGGAGAUCGUGUGUCCAUGACAUUCAUUGGGUUCCACUUUCAGCCUAAUAACAGGGGCGGUGUUGAUGCCAUUAAUCCUUUGAAUGACAACAUUAUCAAGAGAAACGUCAUGACUUCACAGCUGUACCAGGGCUUGUUAAACCAAAGAGUUCCCUUCAAUGUUCCAUUUGAUCAGUUGCCUCGUUACGAGAAGCUGGAGAGGCUUUGCAUGGUUUUGGGAAUCCCUUGGGUAACGGACCCUGAUGAGACAUACGAGCUCACAACAGACAACAUGCUGAAAAUCUUGGCUAUCGAGAUGCGGUUCAGGUGCAACAUCCCAGUGGUCAUCAUGGGAGAAACAGGCUGUGGGAAAACAAGACUCAUCAAUUUCCUGUGCAAGUUACGCAGAGGCUAUGCAGAGACAGAGAACAUGAAGCUUGUAAAAGUUCAUGGAGGUACAACUGCAGAGAUGAUUUAUGCCAGGAUCAAAGAAGCAGAAGCCCUUGCUAAAACCAAUAAGGAGCAGCACGGGUUGGACACAGUCCUCUUUUUCGACGAAGCCAACACCACAGAUGCCAUAAGCAGCAUCAAGGAAGUUCUGUGUGACCGCACGGUGCAGGGGAAGCCUUUGGUCUCCUGCUCUGGCCUGAGGAUCAUAGCAGCCUGCAACCCUUACCGAAAGCACACACCAAAGAUGAUUCAGCGCCUGGAACUGGCUGGACUGGGCUACCGUGUCAAAGCAGAUGAGACAAAGGAGAAGCUUGGAUCCAUUCCGCUGAGACAGCUUGUGUAUCGGGUCCACGCGCUUCCACCCAGCAUGAUCCCCUUAGUGUGGGACUUUGGGCAGCUGAACAACUUCACCGAAAAAAUAUACAUACAGCAGAUCGUACAAAGAGUUAAGGAGCACGUCCCGAUGACGCAGGCGGAGGCAGAGAUGAUCACAGAAGUGCUUUUUGCUUCCCAGCAAUACAUGAGGCGGAGGGACGAUGAGUGCAGCUUCGUCAGCCUGCGGGACGUGGAACGCUGCAUGGAAGUGUUCAAGUGGUUCCACAAACGCAGCAAACUCCUGCUGAGAGAACUGGAGAAGUACCUUGCUGAGAAGAAAGAUCCAAAGAGCACUGUUGAGAGAAACACCGUUAUCUGGUCCUUGGUGCUGGCAGUCGGGGUCUGCUAUCACGCGUCCUUAGAAAAGAAGGAGCCAUAUAGGAGUGCUAUCAGCCGGGUCCUUCCAAAACCUUAUGAUACCCAAAAAAAGAUUUUGGAAGAAAUCUCCCUGAUGCAGGACUUAUUUCUGAAUGGUGUGCGCCUCCGAGACACCAUAGCAAGAAAUUUGGCCUUGAAGGAAAAUGUCUUUAUGAUGGUUAUCUGCAUUGAGUUGAAAAUCCCUCUUUUUCUUGUCGGGAAGCCUGGGAGCUCCAAAUCCCUUGCGAAAACCAUUGUGGCCGAUGCUAUGCAGGGCCAAGCAGCUCAUUCAGAUUUGUUCAAGGACCUGAAGCAAAUCCAUCUCGUGUCUUUUCAGUGCAGCCCCCUCUCCACUCCGGAAGGAAUCAUAGGCACCUUCAAGCACUGUGCUCGGUUCCAGGAAGGGAAGAACUUAGAGGAGUAUGUCUCGGUGGUGGUUUUGGAUGAGAUUGGGCUGGCAGAAGACUCUCCCAAAAUGCCUUUGAAGACUCUGCAUCCCCUUUUGGAAGACGGCUGCAUAGAUGAUGUCCCUCUUCCUCACAAAAAAGUUGGCUUCAUUGGCAUUUCCAACUGGGCUUUGGACCCUGCUAAAAUGAAUCGAGGCAUCUUUGUCUCACGGGGUGACCCCAGCAAAGAAGAGCUCAUAAAAAGCGCCGAGGGGAUUUGUUCCUCGGCCCGAGGGGCUUUGCAGAAGGUUGAACCGUAUUUUCGUCACUUUGCAAAUGCAUAUGAAAAUAUUUGCAAGGCCCAAGAUAGGGAGUUCUUUGGUCUACGUGACUACUACAGCCUCAUAAAGAUGUUUUUUGCCUUAGCUAAGAGCUCCAAAAGUGAGCCCACACCUCAAGACGUAGCUACAGUCGUUCUUCGUAACUUUGGCGGCAAAGACAAUGUCAAUGCCUUGGAAAUAUUCACCUCACAGUUACCUGAAAAAGGAGAAGUACAUGCUGGUGAUAUCAGUAGAAUUGAGCUGGUAGGACAGAACAUUUACAGCAGUGGUCAGGACGGUGACUGCAGGUACCUGCUCGUGUUGACUGAGAAUUACGCAGCGCUGCAGAUCCUCCAGCAAGCUUUCUUUACCGCCCGGCAACAGCCAGAAAUUAUCUUUGGCUCCAGUUUCCCUAAGGACCAAGAGUAUACCCAGAUAUGCAGGAACAUCAACCGCGUGAAGGUCUGCAUGGAAACUGGCCAAAUGGUUGUGCUCCUCAACUUGCAAAACCUUUAUGAAAGCCUCUACGAUGCCCUCAAUCAGUACUACGUGUACCUGGCCGGCCAGAAGUAUGUUGAUUUGGGCCUGGGCACCCACCGGGUGAAGUGUCGGGUGCACCCAAAGUUCCGUUUGAUCGUCAUCGAGGAGAAAGAUGUGGUAUAUAAGCACUUUCCCAUCCCGCUAAUCAACCGGCUGGAAAAGCACUACCUGGAUAUCAGCACUGUCCUGGACAAGUGGCAAAGAGAAGCUGUGGAAGAGCUGAAGAAGUGGGUGGAUGAUUUCACUGCAGCCAAUACAGAAGAACUCUUCAUGAGCGAGCAGAAAUACAGCCCUUGUGAUGUGUUUGUGGGCUACCACCCCAACACCUGCGCCUCGGUGGUCCUGCAGACGACGGAAAGGCUGAAACCCGUGUGCCCUCCUGAUGAACUCCUGUCCCGCGUGAAGAAGGAUGCUCAGCUGGCACUGCUCAACUGUGCCACCCCAGACUCCGUCAUCCGCCUCUGCCACCUGGGGAGGCUGUUUAUGACAGAGUCUCUGGCCAAGAUAUACUUCAAGCAGCAGCAGCACAUGUCUUUUGCAGAAUUCCUCCGAGCCCACGUCCGGGCGGGCUCUGGGCGCCAAACGGUCUUCACGGAGGUCACCACCUUCUCGAGGCUUCUCACCAGCGCUGACACGGCUUGUCUGGAGGAAGAGGUACAGGGGAAGGUACAAAGCCUUCAGAUCCUGUUCCUGCAGCAGUUUGACACAGAAUACUCCUUCCUGAAGGGCAUCCGAGAUUUCCUUGAUGCCACAUCAGGGAAUAAAGUCCUCAUCAUUCAGACAGACUUUGAAGAUGGCUCUCAAAAUGCCCAGCUCGUUGCCUCAGCCAAAUACACCGUUGUUAAUGAAAUCAACAAGGUGGACCUGGGAGAAGUCUCUGUCUUUGUCUACUUCAUUAUGAAGCUUUCCCGGGUGCAAGGAGGAACAUCCUACGUGGGGUUCCAUGGAGGACUGUGGCAGUCGGUGCACAUCGAUGACCUCCGCACGUCCAAGGACAUGAUCUCUGAUAUGACAGCGCUGCAGAACCUCACCAUCAGCCAGAUGUUCUGUGAGGAUUCGGGUAAAACCAGAGCUCUGCCUGUGAAUGGAGAGGAAGAGGAGGAAAACGAGGUGGACGUUGAAACACCAGUGCCAGAAGCAGAGCACUAUGAGGGUGAAAUGCUGGACACCACUGUGCUCCUCAGGACCUGUGUACAAAGUGCUGUGGGGAUGCUACAGGACCAAAACGAAGAUCUGAAACGAAGCACAAGGCGAAUUAACAUUCUCCUUAGCCUUCUGUCCAAAGAGGAUGACUUGAAAGCCUCUUUCCUGAAGAUAACAAAGGCUCGUCUCUCCAACCUUUUGAAGAAACAAGAAGAAAAUUCCCUUCACCCAAAAAACUGGGUGCUUCGGGAGGCUUCCAACCUCAGUGCUCUCCAGGAGGCUGGCACCUUCAGGCACACCCUGUGGAAGCGAGUCCAGAACGUGAUCACUCCAUUCCUGGCUCUCCUGAUUGCUCUCGUAGACAGAAAUGGCAAUCUGGAGCUGCUGGCCAAGCCGGCAGCUGAGUGGGUGACAAAGCUGUGGAUGUUCAUCUUCAGUGACACAAAACUCCUGAGUGUCCCUUUCGGUGUGGGUAAGAGCAGCUCUCAGCCUGAGGUGAUUCUGGUGCAGAACAAUGUGACGAUGUCUGCUGGCAGCGAGAUGCCCUUCAGCUGGAGGAUAAAGGAAUACUUGGAUGACAUGUGGUUGACAGCUCAGUACAUCCAAACCACUGGAGACCAAGCUGAGAAGUUUGUGGAUAUCUUCCAGGAAACUGCACUAGGAAAAUUUAUCUCCGCUCUGAGCGAGGAAGACAGGCAGAUGCUCUUCCAUUGCUAUAUCAAAGACUUUAUUGUCUUGACUGUCGGUGUGUCCUCCCCCGAGGAGCUGAAGUGUCUGCAAAUUGCGUUCUCAUCCUGCGUAGAGGAAUUGAAGGCAACAUCUCCCAGAAGAGAGGAGACAGGGCCAUCCUUGCCUUGGGUCCACCUUGGAUACAAUCAGUUCAAGAGCCGCCUGCAGAACUUUUCCAGGAUCCUGGCUGUCCACCCCCAUGUAGCUCACUGCCUUCUUCAGCAGGAAGGACAUGAAAUACCACGUUCGGAGAUGGUUUUGGAUGUGUUGGCUGCAAUUGGAUGUGUUGAAGAGCUGCAGAAUCAAGUGGAGACAGCACGUCCAGAGACCUGGCUGCGGAAAGUGAAGAAUCUUCAAAUGCCUGUUGAAUUCCUUUGUAAAGAGAAGGAUUUGCAGAGGAGUGGGAGUUUGUGCCAUCGGCUGCUAAAAGAGCUCAAGGUCUGCUGGAACCGGGUUUUCUCCAUGGCUCUGUUUGUAGAACACGUGCUGGUUGGCAUCGACACUCUGAUGCCAGAAUUUGAGAACUUAGUGAAAAAAUACACUUUGCUUCUUGCCAAGUGUUUUCAGCACGAUUCAGACAUGAAGACUCAUCCAACUUUCGUUGCAGUGAUGAAAGUGCUGUGCCAAUGCAAAGAUGAAGUCAGCAACAGGCUCUACAGAUGUGAUCUGAAGGAGUGUCCAAUCUGCUUCAGAGAGCCAAAGGACCCGGUCUGCUUGCCGUGUUCCCACGUGGUCUGUCAGAAGUGCAUCAGAACGUGGCUAGUACCAGCACAGAUGCACUGUCCGUACUGCAGAGCUGCUUUGGAGGAUGUUGAUUUAGAUGUCUCCGUGGAGCUCAGAGAUGCCAUUGCAAGAAAUGCCCUGUUCCGGCAGAGGUGCAAUAAUUUCUUCAUAGACAUGGUCACUACCAUGUGCUUCAAGGAUAACGAGCCCCCCAACACAGACGUCAUCCAGGAGCUCCUUAAUCUGCUGUUUGUUCACAGGAGUCUCCAGAAAGGUUCAGAUCUCCCUGCUAUCUACACAAAACUUCUGUCCCCGUUUAACGAUGAAGUGGAUGAAACUCCCAUCAUCCGCUCAGUAAUGCUGAAGCUCCUCUUGAAGUACAGCUUCAAUGAAGUGAAAAACGACGUGCAGGAGUACCUGUCCCAGGUAGAGCACAAAAAGAUCCUAGAGAAAAACGAUAAAAAGGAACUCUACGUGCUUGUUGUCAACUGCUUGGAGGAUUCCAUGUGUGAAAAGUCCGAGGGCAGCCUUGGACAUGAGCAUAUGAACUAUCUGCCCGAAGAGGGAGGCUUUCCAGAGAACUACCUCCCAAAGAACAAUAGAGAAACUCCUCAGGAAUCAUCCGUGGAAUAUCUGCAGGCGGUGGCCAAGGUUCGCUUGUACCUGAGCAGGGCUGCAGAGCUACUCUUUGACUUGCACGAGCCCACAGGACAAGACAAGGUUGAGGAGAAACGGCAUUACCUGGCAAAUGUGAGGACGUUCUGUGGCCUCGCCAAGAACAACUGGCAUCAUGUUUUCCUAGUCCGGAAAAUUGCUAGUCAGUAUGGGAUGGAAUUUGCUCAGAAGCUUGUCACAGAGGCAAAGUUUAACUGGAUAUUCCCAGUGGAAAUUCUUCAGCAGAUGCAGAACAGCCAGUCUAAUCACAUCGAUCGUUACCUGGCCUGCGGUGAGAACUACAGAGUCCUGCGCGACACCGUGGGGAAAGCCAUGAUCGAGUGUAAGACUGAGGAUCUUCUAGAGGCAGAGAAGGCCUCACGCAGCUCCCCGGCGGUACGGUCUGUCCAUCUGCUCCUGGCUCUUUUCAGGGAGGUCACUGCCCUGUACGGAGUUAGUGAUUCAAAUCUUCACCCCAAGGAGCAGCAAAGAGAUGUUAUGACUGAGUUCAUCCAGAACUCCCAAGCCCUGAAUUCUCCAGACCUGCAGCACUUUGCAACUUCUCUGGUGAUGAACUCGCUGCCGUCUCUGACGGUGGGUCCUCAGAGCUCCAGCCACGGGGGAGCACUGGCUGAGAUGGCUGUUCACACUGCGGCCGUCUUGCUGUGUGUCCAGAGCCCUGUCCUGCAGCCCCUCAGGAACCUGGCAUUCCAUCCACAAUCCAUGCAGCACUCUUUUCUGCCUACAAUGCCAGAAGAUUUAAUGGCUCAGGCAAGGACCUGGGAAGGACUGGCCACUCUGCGCUGGUACACGUGUCCAAACGGCCACGUCUGCUUUAUAGGAGAGUGUGGCCGCCCCAUGGAAACGAGCUCCUGCAUCGAGUGUGGUGUCCAAAUUGGAGGGCAAAAUCAUAAAGCAGUGCCUGGCUUCCGAGAAUUCCAGGGUAAUGAAGACAGAACUCAAACUGGACACAUACUUGGAGACGUAAAGCACAGAAAAGCAGCAGGAGUGUGUGAUCGGGACGUGUCCCCCGUUGUCUUCAUGCUGAUGCGCUUGCUCACGCAUUUGGCAAUGCUGCUGGGAGCCACAAAAGACCCUGAGUCACUUCGCAAGAUUAUCAAGCCACUGGUGCCCAACGCGGUGACUUUCCUAGAGCAGCAUAUUCAGCAGGAUUUAGUACAGCUGACAAGAAUUUUGGGCAAGAGCGUGGAUGAGACUGUGAACACCCUUCAUCUCAUUCUCGACAGCCUCCUGAAGGACACCCAUCAGCACCCAGGCCAGUGGCCAGUUCGAUUCAGUGCUGCGCUUUCCACCAAGGAGGAGAGAAACGAAUGGGAAAGAAUUGUUGCAAACACAAUUAUUGCUCCUGAAUUGGAGGAUUUGGAUAAAAAGCUUCUGAAGUUAAAUAGACAAAUACAAGAGGAUGAGAGAAUUUCUUCCAAUCCAAUAGUGAAAAUAGUGUAUGGUGACCCAGCCACUUUCCUGUCCCAGCUGCCAAAGGACAGUCACAUACAUCAUUCCAAGAUGUGGAGCUGCCGAAAGAAGAUCUCGGUGGAGAACCUGGGCCACGUAGUCCAGCAAAAGAAUGCCAAGGACACUGUCCCUCUCCUUUGGAAGUUCCUGCAGAUGGAACCGGAGCUGAGGCUGGUUAAAUUCCUACCAGAGAUUCUGGCCUUGCAGAGAGACUUGGUGAGGCGAUUUCAGAACACCACUGAUGUCAGGCGCUGCUCCAUCAGAGACUUCCUCAAGGAACCCCUCUCAGCAGAGAUUCCAGGAGGAUGUGAUUCCUCAGAUGUGAUGAGGGACCUGUUACAGAGGAGAGUGAACGUGUUCCUGUCUGUUUGGAACAAGCUGAGGAGAUCGCUGGACACCAAUGGGGAAAUAAAACUUCCUGAAGGCUACUGCAAAGCUGACCUGACCCUGGACAGCGAGCUCGAGGUCCUUCUGCCACGUCGUCAGGGACAGGGCCUCUGCUCCACAGCUUUGGCCAGUUACCUCAUUGCUCUGCACAACAACUGUGUCCACUCUGUCAACAAACACAUCAAGGAAGAUGAUGGGUACACGAUUGGUGUAUCAGAAGUGGCUGACCUGCACCUGAUCAGUUAUGAGGUGGAGAGAGACCUGAUUCCUCUGAUCUUGUCCAACUGCCAGUACAGCAUGGAGAAGGGAGGGGAGACAUUGCAGGAAUUUGAUCUGGAGAGGAUCCAGCAGCAAGUCAUCAGCAAGCUCCUGCAGGGGAAACCACUCAUCACCCCAAAGGGAAUUCCUACCCUGGUGUACAGACAUGACCGGAAUUGUGAACAGCUGUUCAAUGAUGUCAGGGAUAAGGUGGCUCAGAGUGCUCUGCCCAGUUCUGUGAUGAACAUGAUCAGUGGGGAACUACAGUCUUACAGCGAUGCCUGUGAUGCUCUGUCCGUCACUGAAAUCACCUUGGGGUUCCUGGCCAUGGCUGGAGAGAAUCCUGAGAUGCUGCUGGCUGACUACAUCCAAAAUGUUCUGCAGAUGGGUGACCAGACAAACCCUCACGUGCUGCAGGCCCUUAGACGAUGCCAGCUAAAGCACAGCAUAGCCCUCUGGCAACUUCUCUCCACCCACAAAUCUGAGCAGCUUCUGCGCCUCAGAAGGGAUCCUUUUGUAGACAUCGCUCCAGCCUACAAAGAGGAGCUCACUGCAGAGAUUGCCAAGCUCCUCAACACCUUCCUUGUCCACUCAAGGCUGGAAACCUUCCUGCAGGAGCUCCAUGAAAUGAUCAUCUUGAAGCUGAGACACGUCCGAGCUGGGCAAGAACACAAUCCCAAGUGGAGCCUGAAGGAAUCGUUCCUUCCUUACCUUGAUGAAAAACGCUCCGAAUUAGCUCCAGAGCUGGAAGAGAUGUUCCCAGACGAGAUUCUCCUCUCUCAUGCCACGGAGACCUGGAAAGCAGCAGCUCUCUUCAAAAGAGAGCGCAGGGAGAGCUAGCACCCCUGCCACCCCCCACCUCCUGCACAGUGUCACAAAGAGUGGGGGGCUGGAUGGGGUGGGGGAAGAUUCUAGAACCUCAGGGCCUUGGGUUUUGGGGGGU